Drosophila hydei is the source of this 1234-nucleotide messenger RNA. It is a transcript of the gene Coq9, whose product is annotated as ubiquinone biosynthesis protein COQ9, mitochondrial. The record is from RefSeq and is a predicted model, not a curated record. Gene Ontology annotation, cellular component: mitochondrial inner membrane. The coding region runs from base 163 to 1173 and encodes 336 amino acids. NCBI's taxonomy places the organism in Eukaryota, Metazoa, Arthropoda, Insecta, Diptera, Drosophilidae. Gene Ontology annotation, molecular function: lipid binding. The transcript has 4 exons. Gene Ontology annotation, biological process: ubiquinone biosynthetic process.
UUUUUUAUUAUGCAUUUGCAGCCCUAGCUGUACAGUGCUGCAAAAUUCUACACUUCCGAACGCUGCACAGCACCAAAUUUACCGCACGCUGAAUGGCGCCCGAAAUAAAUAAUAGAAGAAGAAGCAAAUAUCAGUUGAGCAGACAACAUUUGGAGCGCUAAAAUGGCAAAUGUGCGCUGUUUGCAAAAAGUAAUACGGCUACAAAAGUUUGUGCUGCCAAUCAAUGUACAAAACUGCUGGCUGGCCAUUACCGUCAACACACCCGCAGCCGUUUACAAACUACAACAGCGUUCAUUAUGCAUGGCCGCCUACAGUUUGAGACGCGGCUAUGCCUCGAACAGCGAUAAUUUGGAUGAGUUUCGUGCGCGUGAGGAGCAACGCGAAAGGGAACGCGAUGCAGCCGAGAAGCAGGCACAGAAGGCCACACAGGGCGACGCAGGUGGAGGGGGAGGAGUAGGUGGCAGUGGCACGUCAUCUGGCGAAGAGCAGUCAGCCAAGCAGGCCAAAGUGGAUGGCAUACGAAUACGUAUAUUAGAUGCAGCGCUGCUGCAUGUGCCAGAGCUUGGCUGGACCAAGCAGGCGAUUGUCCAGGGUGCCGAGGACAGCGGCUUUCCAAGCGUGGUUCAUGGCAUGUUUCCCGAAGGCGGCUUUGCACUCGUGUCCCACUUCAACGGCAAGUGUAAUGCAGAGCUAGUGCAGAGUUUACAGUUGCAAACGGACAAUGGCCAAAAGGAGGUGGGCGACCCGCUGGAUUUCCUCGUCCAAGCGGUGCGACAACGUUUGACCAUGAUUGAGCCGUUCAAAAAGCAAUGGCCACAGGCCAUGGCAUUGAUAGCACAACCGGCAAAUGCAUCCACAGCGCUGGCACAGGUGCUCACACUAGUCGAUGAUAUCUGCUACUACUCCGGCGAUCGUUCCGUUGAUUUUGGCUGGUACACGCGUCGCAUUGGCUUGGCCACUAUACUGAAGAUGACAGAGCUCUAUAUGCUGCAGGAUACCUCACCUGGGCACGCUCAGACGUGGGAGUUCCUUAAGAAUCGCAUGGAUGAGGCUGUGCAGCUGCAAAUGGCUUUGGCACAAACUGAAGGCAUGACACAAACAUUUCAACGUUCCUUCAACUCUGCUUUCAUAACGGCGCGCAACAUACUCGGACUGGGCUACAGUCGCCAUUAGCUAAGGUGCACCAAAAAUCAGCAAAUGUCCAAAGAACAAACGAGUGUUAUGUAAAAAUAUU